Rosa rugosa (rugosa rose) is the source of this 1626-nucleotide messenger RNA. RefSeq names its product aquaporin NIP6-1. The record is from RefSeq and is a predicted model, not a curated record. The transcript is spliced from 5 exons. Lineage: Eukaryota; Viridiplantae; Streptophyta; Magnoliopsida; Rosales; Rosaceae. Gene Ontology annotation, molecular function: channel activity. Bases 255 to 1181 code for a protein of 308 amino acids. Gene Ontology annotation, cellular component: membrane. Gene Ontology annotation, biological process: transmembrane transport.
UCUGCAAUGUCCCACCGUCCACAAUUCCUCAUCUCCAGCAGUUUCAACCACUUACUUCCUUCCCCACUUUUCGCCUUGGGAUUCUCCAGGUCAACCCCAUCUUAUUACUAUAUAUAUAUCACCUCACUACACACUUCAAAACAUAGAGACAAACAAGUAGUGAAACUGGAAACUCAAACAAGUUUCUCUUCUCUUCUCUUUACUCCAACCUUUAUUUAAUUCACCUAGUUUUUGCUGUUUUUGUUUUUGGAGUAAUGGACAACAACAAUGGCAAUGAGGAAGUUCCCUCAGCUCCUUCAACUCCAGUAACACCAGGCACUCCUGGUGCUCCUCUCUUUGGUGGGUUCAAGCCAGAUCACAGAUCAAGUGGGAUUGGUAGGAAAUCACUUCUCAAGAGUUGCAGCAAGUGCUUUACUGUUGAUGAUUGGGCUUUGGAAGGAGCAUUGCCUAGAGCUUUCUCUGCACUACCACCCUCUCCUGUCUCACUUGCAAGAAAGGUGGGAGCUGAAUUCCUAGGCACUUUCAUACUGAUCUUUGCUGCGACAGCAACAGCCAUUGUGAACCAAAAGACUGAAGGCACUGAAACCCUUCUAGGCCUUGCAGCCUCCACUGGACUCGCUGUUAUGAUUGUGAUUUUAUCGACAGGUCACAUCUCUGGAGCUCAUCUGAACCCUGCUGUCACCAUCGCCUUUGCUGCACUCAAGCACUUCUCAUGGAAACAUGUACCGGUGUACAUCGGAGCACAAGUGUUGGCAUCUCUGUGUUCUGCGUUUGCCUUGAAGGUGAUUUUUCACCCCAUAAUGGGGGGUGGAGUUACAGUUCCUUCAGGAAGUUAUGGUCAGGCUUUUGCUCUGGAGUUCAUCAUCAGCUUCAACCUCAUGUUUGUGGUCACUGCUGUAGCCACCGACACUAGAGCUGUUGGGGAAUUGGCGGGAAUCGCGGUGGGAGCAACUGUCAUGCUUAACAUACUCAUAGCUGGGGAGACAACAGGAGGUUCAAUGAACCCCGUGAGAACAUUAGGACCAGCCAUAGCUGCAAACAACUUCAAAGCCAUAUGGGUCUACUUCACUGCACCAAUUCUUGGGGCACUCUGCGGGGCGGGAACCUACACAGCAGUCAAGCUGCCCGAGGAAGAAGGUGAAAAUCAUGAAAAGCCUUUGACAAGAAGCUUCAGAAGAUGACUUCUCAACACCUUCAUCAAGCCUACAUGAACAAUCCGGAAGCUCACAUCAGGACAUAAUGCACAUGGUAUGGCACAAGGAAGUGAGAUGAAAUGAAGUGGUAUGAUCUCAGUUACAAACACAUGAUCUAUGGUGGUACAUAAUAGAAAAUGAAAUAGUUGUGUAUUAAUAAUUAGCAAAGGUAGGGACUCUCUCCUGUCAACCACCCUCUUUUUUUCUUUUCUCCUACAACAGUGGGGUAGUUGUGGAUUGACCUUUGUUAACAACACAACAAAUAUGAAAUCAGGGAACAAACUUACAGUAUUAGUCCCUUAUUUAGUGUUUCAUCAUUUCCUAAAACCCAGUGGGAAGUACAGAAAUGUCACAUUUCUCUCCAGUAUUUUCCCAAAUUAUAGAACUAAGUUCAAUUGUCUCAUUUUGCAAGAAAUUAUGCAGCUUUCUUUCC